AAAAAACAAUAAACCGAAAAAGCAUCCAAAUAAAAGAUCAACUUAGCUAGGGUUUUUCACUUUUUUUCGCACUCUCGCUGUCCGCAGCGAAUCAAAAAUUGACCUUUAAUUUACAGUCGGCCGUCGCAGCACAUAGCCCCUUAAGCAAUGACGACCGUCGUACCCACCUCCGAAGAAGAUCCAGCUCUGGCCGUCGUCCGCUUCACCUCUGAGCUUGCCUGGUCCGACGCCGGUCCCGAGGUAGCGGAGCAACAAGUGACCAGGCUAUUGGUGGAAGCGCAAGAAUGUAUGGCGAUGGGGAGGUGGUUGGAUUUGGCUUCUUUAAUUCUCACUUCUGCUGAUGUUAUCUUCUCAAACCCCAAGGUCUCUGAUAAAGAUCUUGAGUGUAUCUUCACUGUGAUCUGUAAUCUUGUCUCCAAGACCGAGAGUCCUGAUGAAGCUCUUGAGAUAGCAAAACUCAUUUGUGGAAAAAUUGUUCAGCAGCCAACUGACAAGCCCGCAUUGCGAUUAAAGAUCUUGUUCAAUCUAUACAAUCUACUGGAGAACCCAUACAGCAGAUUUUAUGUUUACAUGAAAUCUCUGAGUUUGGCUUUGAGUGGAAAAGUUGCAGAACACUUUGUCCCUUCUUUCAAGAAGAUUGAUAGCUUCUUGAAAGAGUGGAGUCUUGAGGUGAAGGAUCAGAGAGAGCUUUUUCUCAGCAUUGCUAAUGUACUGAAAGAGAGUAAGAGCUCAGCGAAGGAUUCUUUCAAGUUCUUGACGAAGUAUUUAGCAACCUUCUCUGAUGAGGAUGAAUUGGCAAUGGGUGAAGCCAAGGAGGAAGCUGUGCUCUCAGUUAUUGAAUUUGUUAAGGCUCCUGACAUGUAUCAGUGUGACUUGCUAGAUAUGCCUGCUGUGAGGCAAUUGGAAAAGGAUGGGAAAUAUGCUUUGGUGUAUCAACUUUUGAAUAUUUUCCUAACUCAGAAGCUAGAUGCGUAUUUGGAGUUUCAGGCUGCAAAUUCUGCUUUGUUGAAAAGCUACGGUCUUGUUCAUGAAGAUUGUAUAGCAAAGAUGAGAUUGAUGUCAUUGGUGGAUCUCGCUUCAGAUGAAUCUGGUCGAAUUCCAUAUUCUUUUAUUAAGGAUACUCUUCGGAUUAAUGACGAUGAGGUCGAAUUAUGGGUGGUGAAAGCAAUAAGUGCUAAGUUAAUCAGCUGUAAAAUUGACCAGAUGAAUCAAGUUGUACUUGUUAGUAGCUGUAGCGAGCGUGUAUUUGGGCAGCAUCAAUGGCAGGCACUAAGAACAAAGCUAGCUACUUGGAGGGGAAAUAUUACUAAUGUUAUAAAUACCGUCCAAGCCAACAAGAUAAGUGAAGAUGGAUCACAGGCAAUGCAAGGAUUGGCGAUUCGCUAGUUUUUUUGUUCUUCAUUAGUCCUAGUUUCUGAGGGCCAUUUUUAUCUGGAAGUAGCUGGGACAACCAUAUGGUCUGUUCUCUGCUACUUCUGGUAAAGUCAUAUUACUUGGAGCAGUGUAAGUGUAUUGGGAAAAAAGUUUUGACGUUCUUGUAGUUCAACAUUUGACCAUGCUGAAUGAGUUUACAUAGAUUGCCUGCA
Mercurialis annua (annual mercury) is the source of this 1586-nucleotide messenger RNA. RefSeq lists its product as uncharacterized. The record is from RefSeq and is a predicted model, not a curated record. Gene Ontology annotation, molecular function: translation initiation factor activity. Gene Ontology annotation, biological process: cytoplasmic translational initiation. Gene Ontology annotation, cellular component: cytoplasm; eukaryotic translation initiation factor 3 complex. The transcript is spliced from 10 exons. Lineage: Eukaryota; Viridiplantae; Streptophyta; Magnoliopsida; Malpighiales; Euphorbiaceae. The coding region runs from base 148 to 1386 and encodes 412 amino acids.